Pestalotiopsis fici W106-1 is the source of this 531-nucleotide messenger RNA. RefSeq lists its product as uncharacterized. The coding region runs from base 1 to 531 and encodes 176 amino acids. Lineage: Eukaryota; Fungi; Ascomycota; Sordariomycetes; Amphisphaeriales; Sporocadaceae. The transcript has a single exon. The record is from RefSeq and is a predicted model, not a curated record.
AUGGAUGCUUCUUUCGUCGCCAGCGAAACUUCGUCGGCCGAACCCGAAGACAUUGAGGUUGAUGCAGACGCAUCGAGGAUCAUCAUCCCACAGAAAGCCGAGCCAGAUAUACGAAUCAAUAACGAAGAUUCUUGGAGUCGAUUCGACGCUCUCAUAGAUCAGAAGGACCCUCAGAGUCAUGAAUUUGUUGUCAGAAACCACCAUGUAUUCUCACAUGAUACAUACAUCCUCCCCACGCUACGACCCUUUCUUGAAAAACUCAUCAAAACCCGAAGUCACCCAACAAAAGGCUUCUGGUCUCGCAUCCGCGAUACGACUAGUCUAUCGUUUCGCAAAAUCUGUACGAAAUGGAUAGGCUCGCGGGUGUCAACGACCGCUCGUAAGGAACCUGGAGUGCUGCAAUGGCCCAAUGACGUGCCUGAUGGUCGAUACCUUCUUGUCAGUUCAAAUCCAGAGGGCGAUGAUGAGGGCUACGAAUAUGGUGCUAUAAGUAUAAUACUUAUCAACGAGGAAAUGGGUCGCUUGCGCUAA